Molecule: messenger RNA, 651 nt
Organism: Rotaria sp. Silwood2
Lineage: Eukaryota; Metazoa; Rotifera; Eurotatoria; Philodinida; Philodinidae
Source: the annotation of a GenBank genome assembly
AUGGCUAAUAGUACGAAUACAAAUCCUGCAAAUGUGCUCAACACAUACAACACCAAUAUAACUGACAGCGAUAAAAAGAGAAAUGAAGAUGUAGAAACACAACAGAAUGCUGCUUCAAUUAUUGUUCACGAUACAAAGAAACAAGUACCAACAUCAUUGAAUGAUUUCUCUAUAGUGAAAGAUAACGCAAAAAAUCUUACCAGUUUUCAACGAAAAAAAGCCGAAUACUUCUUCAAUGUUAAUCUCGACAAUGAAAACAAGAAAUUUGUAACUUGGAACGAUGUUGAGCAUUAUUUAUUGUUUCAUGUCGUGGCUGCAGGAAAAAAGGGUGCAGACAACGGAGAAUUAGAGGCACGAUUAAGUCAAACUGCACGAGCUCUUUGGGAACAUAUUCAUGAUCAAGUUCCGUUGUCCGAUGGAAAACGAGACCGAUUAUCUUUAGAUCAAUUUCUUGAUACAUGGGCUAGUCUCAUUGAUUAUAUUGUGAAACAUGGUGCAUUGCCAGGUCUAAUUCAAAAUUUAGUUAAUCUUGGAUUCGAGUUAUAUUCAACAACAGCUGGUCACGAUAAGUCACCUACAAUUCCUGCAUCAGCUUUUGAGCAGCUCUUUGAAAAAAUGAAUCUCGGUCNCUCGGUCGUUCCUAUGCGCUGA